AACAUAACUUCGCCAGAAUUUCUGUGUCGAGUUUGCCAAAAUGUUCGAAAUCCCGGGCUAUCCGACAAUUUGUCGCGUCUGUCUGGCCAGAAUCGGCGCAGCCGAUUCGGUUCCACUGGAGAUGGCCGUACGAGACGGUGCGGAUAACUAUGGAACCAUUUUGGACCGGGUUUUGUCGCAACAACGAACCGAUCAGAGCAUUGAUCACAGUCAACUUCCGACCCAAAUUUGCAGUACAUGCCGCCAUCGGCUAGACGAGUUUAAUGCAUUUCAGUUGGAAAUUGAGGCAAAUGAACUAUUGAUGAACGCGUGGAUACAGUUCGACCGCAGUGCGGACAUCAACCCGUUGAGCGAGCUGUGUCACCCUGAGGGCGUUCACCAAGUGGCUGUGAAGAACACACUGAAUCGGCUUGGAGUGUUAGAAGGUCGAUCGCUGAAUGAUCUGCUACAAGAUCUUGCGCAAUCGGAAAUGGAACAAAUCAAGGAGGAGAUUGAUAUCCAUGAAAGCGUUAUAGAACCGUUACAAGACGAUGAGAUGCCUGAAGAACCAUCGCAGGACGAUGUUCCCACGGACGGAUCUGACUCGGAGGACAAUCAAGCGAUGGAUAACGAUGAGGACUUCAUUGCUCAAAAGAAAACAAAUCCGAUCAAGCAAGGUAAACGAAGGACGGAAUGUUCCUUCGAGACCUGUGCCCCUUUGGUGCCUGGCCAGAAGAUGGGCCAACACGUCCGGGAGUUUCAUCGCGCGUAUUGCAAACUUUGCGGGUUGGUCUUUCAGAAAAACAGCUCACGUGAUGAACCACAUGGCGAUUCACAAGUCGGACGAGCUUCGGCAUCGCUGCGAAAUGUGCGAUAGGCCGUUCUGGCGAGAAAUUGAUUUGAACCUGCACCUCAAAGAGUUUCACGGGAUGGCAGUGGAUGCGCGCGAGUGUCCGUACUGUGAGGAACGGUUCCAGACCGUCGCCCUGAUGAUUGACCAUCGAGAGGCGCACAAAAGCUGUAAAUUUUGCGAGAAAGAGUUUGUUUCGUACAAAAUCGCCCUUAAACAUAUGCGAGCUGCCCACGUGGAUCGGUUGCACUCGUGCAAGCUGUGUUCGGUGAACUUUCUCGGGAAGCAAGAGUACGAAACACAUCUGCGAAAGCAUCGUGAAGGUGCCAGUGAGAACAGCGUCCCGUUUACGAUGCAAGGUUGGACCGGAUCCGAGUGUAUGACCUGUGAAAGAACUUACUUCAGCGAGCAAUAUCUGUCCGGUCACUUCCAGAAUGAUCACACCAACGGGAUCGAGCAGAAACCGAAACGAACCAUCUUUUACAACAAGCGACCAAAGAAGGAACUCAACCAGCUAGAGUACAAGUUCAAAUGCACUGACUGUCCGGCAACGUUCCGGUUCAGAGCAUCGCUCAAAUGUCAUGUACAAAAAUGUCACAAUGGAGUCAAAUUCAUUUGCGAGCACUGUGGUGCCAGCUUCAGCAACAAACGGGCGCUCAAAUCCCACGAAAUGUAUCGUCACACGAACGAAACUGCCUUCCAGUGUGAAUUCUGCGUCAAACGCUGUCACACCAAGUUCGAUCUGGCCGUCCACCGGCGAACUCACACCAACGAAAAGCCCUUCAGCUGUUCGUACGGAAGUUGCGACAAGCCGUACAAAACCCAGUCGGCACUGGCCAAGCACAUCCGCUACCAUUCCGGCGAACGACCGUACCGCUGUACGUACGAGGGCUGCGAAAAGGCGUACGCCUGUAGCCAGCUGUUGAAGGCUCACGUGCGUUCGCACACGCUGGAAAACCCGUACAAGUGCUGGUACUGCGAGCAUUACUUUAACACGAACAACAACCGGGUCAAGCACUGCAAGCGGCACCACGUGGGUCGGCUGUUUGGGAGGGAGUUUGAGAGGAUUGCCCGGGAACAACAGCAGGAACAAGGACAAAUUCAACAAUAAAAAUAUAAGAAAAAUCACA
This is a messenger RNA of Culex quinquefasciatus (southern house mosquito), 1959 nucleotides long. Its product is annotated as zinc finger protein 197. Gene Ontology annotation, cellular component: nucleus. The record is from RefSeq and is a predicted model, not a curated record. Lineage: Eukaryota; Metazoa; Arthropoda; Insecta; Diptera; Culicidae. Gene Ontology annotation, biological process: central nervous system development; regulation of transcription by RNA polymerase II. The transcript is spliced from 2 exons. Gene Ontology annotation, molecular function: RNA polymerase II cis-regulatory region sequence-specific DNA binding; DNA-binding transcription factor activity, RNA polymerase II-specific. Bases 531 to 1940 code for a protein of 469 amino acids.